AGCAGUCCUAUAUAUGUUAAAUAUGUUGCAGUAUAUCCUAGAUACAAUACAUAUUUGCAGAACCGAACAGUUCUCCUGUUGCGCACAGGGAGAAUUGGAUUCAGAAGGUAAAAAUAGCUCGGGAAGAAAAUCAUAGAUAUAUGCAUAUUGUCCUUCCCCAUUUUAGAAUAUAAGCUCCUCGACGGCAGGGACAGCUUUGCUUCUACAUCCCAGCUUUUGGUCCAGUGCCAGUCCCGUAGUAAGUGCUUAAGAAAUGCUUGUUUGGUGAAGAAAUUGACCUAUGAAAGCUGAAACUUUUGGUAGCACAAUCGUAGGCCCACAAUAAGUGCCUAAUGAGUUGUUGUCGCGACUUUUUGAUGGCGUCACGGUCCCCUAAGGCAGUCUGGUAAAGCCUGUAAGCCCUUUCUCUGAAGAUUGUUUUUUAAUUCUUAAGUAAAACGCACAGGUAAUUAUUAGAAGGGAACCCAAUUACUCUGAAAUGCAGUUCUCAGAAUACUCCGUUAAGAGCCUGUGCGGCUGUGGGCUCCCAGGUUGGCGGGGCCGCGAUCCCCACCCCCGGACACGGUGGCGACGCCACGGCGCUUUCCGUCCCGGUAGAAGGCUCGGCGUGCAAUUUAGCAAGCGGAAGCGACGGCGCCCGAGUCACGUGGUGGCAGGAUCAGGAACGUGGCAGGGGGCGGGCCAGAGAGCGAACGUGCAGCGUCCUAGCCUCUGCUGAAUGGGUGGCCACGGCCGCGGCGACGGCGGCGGUAGCGGUAUGAGUGCGCGGCGGCGCUUUGCUGGAGCCGCGGCCAGUGCUUGCCUCUCCCUGGUAGCACGCGGAGGCGUCGGGUGGUGAAAGCGGCUGCGAGGGGAGGAGGAAGGCGGCGGCGGCGGCGGCGGCGGCAGCAGCAGCAGGACGAAAGCGGUCGGAAGGUGGCCGGAGUGGGCUCUUGUGGCGACUGUAGCUGUUGCCCUUGGGCCAGACUCUCCCGAGCCGGGGAAUCAUGGCAUCUCUAGUCCAUACUGUGCAGGAGAAUGGGCGCAUAGCUGCCGGGCUCCUGCUCAACCUGCUGGUCUCCAUCUGCAUUGUUUUUCUUAACAAAUGGAUCUAUGUGCACUACGGCUUCCCCAACAUGAGUCUGACCCUGGUGCACUUCGUAGUGACUGGGCUGGGCUUGUACAUCUGUCAGAAACUGGACAUUUUUGCCCCUAAAAGUCUGCAGCCCUCCAAGCUGCUGCUCCUGGCCCUCAGCUUCUGUGGCUUUGUGGUCUUCACCAACCUCUCUCUCCAAAACAACACGAUAGGCACCUAUCAGUUGGCCAAGGCCAUGACCACCCCUGUGAUCAUAGUCAUCCAGACUCUGUUCUACAAGAAAACCUUCUCCGCCAAAAUACAGCUCACUCUGAUACCCAUAACUUUAGGUGUCAUCCUAAAUUCUUAUUACGAUGUGAAGUUUAAUUUUCUUGGAAUGGUGUUUGCUGCCCUUGGGGUGGUAGUUACAUCUCUUUAUCAAGUGUGGGUGGGAGCCAAACAGCAUGAGCUGCAGGUGAACUCCAUGCAGUUGCUAUACUACCAAGCACCAAUGUCCUCUGCCAUGUUAUUAAUAGUCGUGCCCUUCUUUGAACCUGUAUUUGGGAAAGGAGGAAUCUUUGGCCCCUGGUCAUUUUCUGCCUUGCUUAUGGUUCUGCUAUCUGGGAUAAUAGCCUUUAUGGUAAAUUUAUCCAUAUACUGGAUCAUUGGAAAUACUUCACCAGUCACGUAUAACAUGUUUGGACACUUCAAAUUCUGUAUUACUUUAUUUGGAGGAUAUGUUUUAUUUAAGGAUCCACUGUCAAUUAGUCAGGGACUUGGCAUUUUAUGCACAUUAUUUGGCAUUCUUGCCUAUACUCAUUUUAAACUUAGUGAGCAGGAAGGCAACAGGAGCAAAUUAGUACAGCGUCCUUAAGGGAGUUUUCAUAGAGAAAAUAUAAUUGCCACAUGUGCACUGAUUUUUAAAAUAAUAAACAAAAAAUUAAUUUCAGAAUCACCACAGUAGAUUCUACUACCAGAAUAUAAAAAUAAAUCAUAUUUUUACAUAUUAAAACUGAUUUUGAAUAUUUAAAUAAUUAAUUUCUCAAAGCAAAAAUGGCCCAUAUUAAAUUUUAGAAGUCAUCUUUUUGAUCAUAAAAGAUGACUUCAUCCAAAUAAAUACAUCAAAAUUAAAGUUAUUAUAAUAAAUCUAAAGAAAUUUUUGCUAGUACCACAUAUAGUUGUUUUUUGUUUGAACAAACCAUUGAACCAUUAAUGACACAUCUGUUUUCUACAGUAUAAAUUUUCAUUUACUAUAGGUUUACAUAUUAUUGGUAAUUUCUCAUUGAGUAGCAUAUAUAUUAUCACUCUGGGCAAAAACUUAAGAUCCAUAGAUUUGGUUUAAUUUCAGGAUUCAUUUGGAGAAAUCAAAUUAAAAGUAAAAUAGAUAAGAUGUCGAAGACAAAUUUCAGUCCCAAAUUAAAUUUUUUUGAGGAUGUGAGGAAUAAGUUAAUGCAGAGAGAGGUAAAUUGUUAGGAAAUUAAAGCUUUCUUAUCUUGAGUCUUGCUUUAGACCUUUUAAAUUGUAUACCUGGUUCAGUGAAACAAAUGUACUUUUAGAUUCAUAGAAAAGUGCCAACCCAGGCUCUAAGUGAAAAUGGGUAAAAUGAAUAUUGGAAAUAACUAUAAUAAUGAUGAUGACUAAAAUGAUACUAAGCCAAGAAUUUGUAGUGUUUUCCCAUUUUCCUUGGCAAGCUAAAUAUUAAGCAUUUCAUAGCUACAGCUUUUGAAGCAACAGAUAAAGAUUGAGAGACUCUAAGAAUGCUCCCUCUCCCUUUGACAUCAGAUAUCAAUGUGAACUAUGCCUAAUCAAAAAAGGUGGCAGAAAGAAUCUGAAGCAGUGAGUUGAAGCAGAAACUGUUCAAAAUCUCAGGAAUAUCUAGAGAGAAAUAAGGAAGAAAGAUUGGAAAAAGUAAUUUGACCUCGAGAAUAAUUUACAUUGUAAUUAUUUUCCAGGACAGCUUGUGAUGGAUUAAAAAAAAAAAAAAAAAACUUAAAGACAGAAUUUAGAAAGGCCAGUGAAAAGAACAAUUGUUAUUAUGAUAAGGGAGGAAAUAUUGUGUUGUAUACUUAGGAUAGCUUAUUAUGUAUAAUGGUUGAAAUUGGAGUUUAGAUAGAGUAUUUUAAACUAUCAAAGUUUACAAUGCCUCUAAGACUUUUAGGGCACUUUGUAUAAGGUAGACGAGAGUGAUAUUAAUUGUCUCUCACAAUAAAGGGAACUGCAUAAUUGUUUUGUUUUUUUCCUUAAGAAAAAACAUUUCUAAGCAUUGUUAUCUGUUUACUUUUUUCCAAUUUUAUGUAAUUUUAAUUUUAUGUAAUUAAUUUUAAUAUUAAUUUUUAAAAAAUUUGAGUUCCAAAUUCUUUCUCUCUCCUCCCCUCUUCCUAAGAUUCCAAUCAAUGUGACAGAGGUUUUAUGUGUUAAACAGUGUUAUUUGUGAGAGGCAGUGUGGCACUGUAGAUGAAGAGCCUUGCCUUAGAGGCAGAAAAGACCUGGUUGGAUAACCUGUUCCUGACCCAUACUAGUUAGGUGACAUAGGCAGAUCUCAACCUCUUGGUAUCUAAGGCAAUACUUGGAUUCUGGAUCUACUUCUGAAGAAGUAAAUUGCAUACAAGGAAUUCUCUGCACUGAUGAAAUUUAAAAAAAAUUCUUUGUACAUUUUGAGCAGCAGCAGCAGCUUGGUAAGACCAAGGGCUACCUAAAGUUAUAGUCUGUUCACAUUUUGAACUAUCUGACCUCUCUUCAAAUCUAUUUUGAUAGCAUUUCAGCUGCAAGUUUGUUAUUGUGUUUAUUUUUGUAUUUGUUUUUUUAAAAAACAUUCUUUGAUUCUUUCCAAUUUAUAGAACUGUUUAACUGUAGUAAGAAUUAUAAAGCAAUUUAUACAGAUCUGUGUUCUGUAUAAGUUUGAAUUUUAACAUAUGCCAUGUUAAAAUAAAAAUAAGCUACUGGCAAGGGUUAUCAGUACAAUAACGAUGAAUUGUAAAUUCUACACUAUAUGCAUUGAUUUGUGCUGUGCACAAACUUUUUAUCAUAAAUAAAAGUGGGGUCAUUUUUAGGGUUAAGCAAUGGCAGAAGGGAGGCGGGGUGGGAAGGAACAUGCUAUCUAUAAAUAUAUAAAUAAUAGUAGAAGCAUACAAUGUAAUCUAGAAAAACCACAUGCUCAGAAUGUGUUCUGCACAGAAGAUAAUCUAAAUGGCACGAGAUGGAAAAAUGCGCUUGGAAAUCCAAGAUUGAAAACAAGCCAGAAAGGCAAUAUGUUUGAAGACACAGUGGACAAAACUCUAAACUUAAAAAACAAGAUCUGCUUUCAAAUCCUGCCUCUAAAACCAGCUAAAUGUGACACUGAGCAAAUAACUUAACCUUUCUGAACCUCAGUUUCUCCAUUUGGAAAAUGGGGAUGAUUGCAUCUAUCUUACAUAGUUGAUGUAAGGAUCAGGUAAGAUAAUAUAUGUAAAAUGUUCUUCAAAUCUUAAAGAUUUAUACAAAUGUGAAUUAUUUUUGGAAGAAAACAAAAUUGGUCUUUUGGUUACUAAAAUGAUGAGAGCUUUCUUUAGUCACAAAGUAAGCAGUUUCUAUUUGGUAAGUAAAGCUUGAGGCAUUUACUUUAAUUUGUAGAAAUUAAAUGAUCCCAAGACCUCUUGCACUUCUAAUACCUUCUGUAAUGCUAAAAGGAAAUGUACAUGUAGAUUUCAUGAUAGUUUGCCUAGGUUACAAAUAUGUCUGGUAUGUUCAAAUACAAUUCUUGUCUUCCUAUUUAAAUAGUAUUUCAGGGAAAAGUAUGUUUAUCUAUCAAAAAAGCAUAUGCCUGGUUGUCAUUUAAAUUGUUGUUAAAAGUUGCCAAAGUUUGGUACCUUAAUGUCAGCAAAUUUUUAUCACUUUUUAAAAGUAUGGCCUUCCUCAUAUACAUGUCAUGGCCAGCAAUACAGCAAAGCAAUUAUCAGACCUCUGUUCCAAAGUUAGAGCUGUUCUUAUUGAUAGCAUUAUUUUAAACAAAGAUAAUGUUAUUUUAACUCUUUGAAUAAAAAUAAUCUCCUUUUUAAGGAAAAGACUUUUCUUUUUAAGUAUAAUUGAUUGCUGGGAAUAAGUUGAAGCAAUGAGAGGACCCAAGUUUUAAAAUUAGUAUGAUCAAGAGCACCAUUCCUCUUGGUUAUUGAUGAUAAAGUGAAUAGAAUGUCAGCCCUGGAGUGAGGAAAACUCUUCCUGAGUUCAAAUCCAGCCUCAGAUACUUAACUGUGAAGCUCUGGGCAAGUCACUUCAGCAUAUUUGCCUCAGUUUCCUCAUCUGUAAAAUAGAAGUAAUACUAGCACAUGCCUCAUAAGGCUGUUAAAAGGGUCAAAUGAGAUAUCUGUAAAUCACUUAGCAUAAUUCCUGGCACAUAUUAGAUAUUUAAUACUUAUUCCCUUCUCCCUUCUAUCACCCACAGUAAACUUUCAUUUGGCUUAAACAUACUGAGUUCAGAGGGAAUCCUAGCUAGAAUAAAAAUGUGCUAUAGCAGACUCCUCUUGUUAAGGUUCAAGGGGGACUUCAAAAAUGUUGGGCUUCCAGACCCAUGUUGUAAGGCAUCUCAAAAAAUUUGCAGGCUUGGACUCAAGUCAAGAAGUAAAAUUUAUUAUAAUUGUAAUGCCAAUUACAAUUGGCUAAAUUCCCAAAGAAAUUAGCAAAGAUCUUCAGUUGAUAAAUAGUCAAAAGAUAUGAACAUUAAUUUUCAGGUAAUGAAAUUAAAGCUAUUUAUAAUCAUAUGAAAAGAUGCUCUAAAUCACUAUUGAUGAGAGAUGCAAACUAAAACAACUCUGAGGUACCACUACGUAUCUCUUGGAUUUACUAAAAUAAGAGGGAAAAAAUAAUGAUAAAUGGUGGAGGGGAUGUGGGAAAACUGGGAAACUAAUGCACUAUGGGGGGGGGGGGGUUGUGAAAUGAUUCAGCUGUUCUGGAGAGUAAUUUGGAACUAUGCUCAAAGGACCGUGAAACUGUGCAUACCCUUCUGAUCCAGCAGUGUCACUACUGAGUCUGUAUCCCCAAGAAAUCAUAAAAGAGGGAAAAUGUUUAUAGCAGCUCUUUUUGUGAUGGCAAAGAAUUGAAAAAUGAGUAGAUGUCUAUCAAUUGGAGAAUGGCUAAAUAAGUUAUGGUAAAUGAAAGUAAUGGAAUAUUAAACUGUGGAGACUGAA
Molecule: messenger RNA, 6213 nt
Organism: Antechinus flavipes (yellow-footed antechinus)
Lineage: Eukaryota; Metazoa; Chordata; Mammalia; Dasyuromorphia; Dasyuridae
Gene: SLC35E3
Product: solute carrier family 35 member E3
Exons: 5
Coding region: 987-1928 (313 amino acids)
Cellular component (GO): Golgi apparatus
Molecular function (GO): nucleotide-sugar transmembrane transporter activity; antiporter activity
Source: RefSeq, a predicted model, not a curated record